GGCCGGGCGCAGCCAAUUCGGGGGACUCGUCCAUUUUUCGGCGUGAGUCAGGCACGUCGGUGGGGUGAUGCUGCGGCGCCGGGCAAGGGCCGGGCCAGCCGCGGGGAGCGGCCCGCCCGCUCGGGCCCGGAGCCUCGGCCGUGCCCGCGCUGCCGCUGAGCGCAGCGGCGCUUCCUCCUUCCCGUCCCUCGCCGGGGCCGGCGCCAUGGCCGGGGGCGCCAGGCCUGCCGCUCCCUGACACCCGCCCGCGGCGCGGGGCCGCGCACGGACAGCGGGGCGGGCUGAGGGGCUGGACACGGCGCUGGCCGCGGGAAGGGCAGCUCCGAAGGGAGGAAAGGGCGAGCGCUGGGCGGCAGAGCCGGGCGGGGAGAGGAGGGGUCCCGGGGUCUGUAGCUGGCAGCUGCGGCCUCUGCCUCCCCUCAGGAGAGCGGGACCGCUCCGGGCAGCGGAAGGCCAGGGAAGGACUGCCCGCGCCCCGGGCGGGGCUGCCCGCUCCUCACGGAGCCCGGCCAGGAAGGGCUGCAGGGAGCGGCUCGGCGUCUCGUGCUUCGUCAGCCCGGCAGUGUUUUGGCUUUGGUUCCGUCGUGCUCCUACCUGUUCCUGGAGAAGAGGUCCCCGCCAUGUCUCGCUACAGCCUCCACAACCUCCUGGACUGGAUGUACGGCGGGGUGGACCCCAGCUUUGCCGGCAAUGGAGGGCCGGAAUGCGCCGCCUUUCUCUCCGGGCAGCAGCGCUUGCUGGAGAGUUUGGUCUUCCUCAGCGUGGGCACCGUGGAGAUCCUGGUGUCCCUGUGGAAGCUCAGGCAGCAGCAUGCCCAGGAGCUGGAGAAUCUGCUGCAGCAGCCCCAGGCCAAGCAGGAGAGCCUGGGCAAGAACGUGCUGCUGGUGCUGCUCUGCCUCAUCUUUGGGCUGGAGGUGGGGUUCAAGUUUGCCACCAGGACUGUCAUUUACCUCCUGAAUCCCUGCCACGUGGUCACCAUGAUGCAGAUUUUUCUUCUUGCCUGUCCCCCAUGUCGGACUGCAAUGAUUCUCUUCAGGUUGCAGAUGCAUAUGCUGAAUGGGGCCCUCUUAGCAUUGCUGUUUCCUGUUGUUAAUACACGCCUGCUUCCAUUUGAAACAGAGAUUUAUUACAUCCAGCAUGUGAUGCUCUAUGUUGUGCCCAUCUAUCUGCUGCACAAAGGAGGUAUCUACACCCCUGAACCGCUCUGCAAUUUCUGGUGGGCUCUUUUAUCCACGGGGUUUAUGUUUGUGUAUCAUUUUAGCAUCUUGCAGAUCCUGGGACUGGUUACAGAAGUGAAUUUGAACAACAUGUUGUGCCCAGCCAUCUCAGAUCCUUUUUAUGGGCCCUGGUACCGAAUCUGGGCAUCUGGACAUCAGACUGUCAUGACCAUGACUCAUGGGAAGCUCAUAAUCCUGCUGUUUCACAGUGCUGUCCCCACCUUCAAAUGGAGCAUGGACUUGCUUAGACUCCCAGCUAAGAAAAUAGACUGAAAUUUCUCCCCACAGAGUAGUUCACACAGGAAGCAGAGAUAUACUGGAAAACAAAGAGGGGGGAUGAGAGGACAAUGGCUUUGUACUUCUUCCCACAGUUUUUUGCCUCAAAAACACCUCUGUAAUGGAGUGAGGUUUUUUUUUACCUACUGUUUCUCACUGCCUAUUGCCAAUGGCAAAAUUAGUGGCCUUAUUCUGGGGAAGGUUCAUGUUUUAUACAUUUUGUAUAUGUUACAGUAGAAUCUUGCUAAGCCACCAUUUAAAAUUAGGCCAGGACCUGUCCACAUUCCAGCAGAGAGUGCCAGUGCUACCUCGUUUUGACUCAUUUUUCAUUAAAGAAUUGUACACUUCUAGGACAGGAAAUAAUGCUGAAUUGUAGCACUCCACUGAUGUGAACCAACAUGCUGAACUGCAUCACCUGGCUUAACUCUUAAAGCUUGAAUGUUCCAAAAUGGUCACAGGAAAUCAUGCACACCUAAUCUUCCAAUCAGAAAUGCAAAACAGUGAGGUUCUACUGUAUUUUCUUAAAGCUGGUUGAGAAUAUUGGGGAACAAUAACUCAUUAAAAAAAUUAAUCAACUACUUAAUUUCUAAGCUGCAGUGGAUAAGUACCUAUCUAGUGAAGUCCCAUCAUGAUGCUUUGGAGAUGCUUUUAUUUUGGUGAGGGGAAAAAAAGAAUAUUGAAAUAAUUUUAAAAGAUCAUGUUAGGUAUAGGCCAUGAUAAGAUAUUGCAUCCACUGUUCUGCUCUGACUUUGAACAAAAUGGUUUUUUUCACUUACCUUAGACUGGAGAAGGAGUGGAGAUACAAAGUCCAAUAUAAACAUCAGGGUUUGUUGUUUUUUUUAUACUUAGUAGCUUUUGAAACAUUCCUGCUUCAUCUAUGCUGAUCCCUACUGACCAGACUGGUUGGUGAAGAAACUGAAUGAAACUCUGUUCUCUCCCUACAGCUCUGCUAUAUCAUGUGUAUUGAUUUUAAAAUAAUGUAUAAAAAGGAAUGUCAAAUCAGUGCAGGCCUCUGCUGCAAAGGGCAUGUUCCAGUUUAGUAGCAUGAGCCAUCAACUUGUCUUUUGGAGAACAGGAUGGAGAUGGGCAGAAUGAUCAACUGCGUGUACCUGCUCCAAUUUUGCAGGAG
Passer domesticus (house sparrow) is the source of this 2622-nucleotide messenger RNA. RefSeq names its product transmembrane protein 164 (gene TMEM164). The record is from RefSeq and is a predicted model, not a curated record. The transcript is spliced from 6 exons. The coding region runs from base 621 to 1490 and encodes 289 amino acids. NCBI's taxonomy places the organism in Eukaryota, Metazoa, Chordata, Aves, Passeriformes, Passeridae.